Messenger RNA from Lasiosphaeria miniovina, 3285 nucleotides. RefSeq lists its product as uncharacterized. Bases 1 to 3285 code for a protein of 1094 amino acids. The transcript has 3 exons. The record is from RefSeq and is a predicted model, not a curated record. Lineage: Eukaryota; Fungi; Ascomycota; Sordariomycetes; Sordariales; Lasiosphaeriaceae.
AUGCUGUCAGCAGCCUCGACAUCUCCAUCUGUCGUCGCCUUGGAAGCUCUCGAGGUGUCUUGGUCUCCCCCUCGGCAUCCUGUGGGCUUGCGCCUCAAGCUUCUGGAUAGGUCGCUACCGCCAGUGUUAGCGGUCUUCGCGUCUCUUGUUUCUGGCGUCGAUAGCUAUGGGAGAGGUCCGUCAUGGAAGAGGUCGGUGGCUACUGCUGCCGCUUCCGCCGGCAGUAACUUGACAUUACAGAUGGGCUCAACGAUUAUCACGGAGCCGGGGAGCACUGCCACGAUGGAAGACGUCUCUGACGAGCCCGUCCUCAUGUUCCCUGCGGCAAAGGAAAACCGGACUUAUAUCGCCAUAGCUUUAGAGAUCUCAGUCAACUUGUCGACGCUCAAUCCAAUUGACAUGAUUACGUCUGGCCAGUUCUUUCUUUCUUGGCUCCAGCCGUCGCUGCAGGUUCGGGAGGAUACAGAAUCCAUCAUGAGUUCAGAAAUAGACCCUCUUGUCCAGUUUCAGGUCAUGGAGCAAGCCACGGCAGGCGUGCAGCUCAUCUUGUUGCUGAUGUUCAUUCAGCCGCACCCCCUGCUCAUCAGAACGACCUUUCUUGACUUGUUUGCCGCCAUUGAAGAAGACGACACGAGACGAGAAGGCUUUCAGCUCGAAGAAUUUGUCAAGAAAUGUGCAUUGGGCGACCUCCAGGCGGCAACUUAUGUGGUCAUAAAUUCCAUAACCGGUGAGCCAUUACCCUCGAAUAGCAGCGGCAGCUUGAUACCAAGCAAUGGCACAGCUGCCACAGAGCCUGAUGUUACAAUAACUACAUCCGCCACCACCAUCAUUACGGUUGACGCAGCCGGCGUGCCCAUUACAAUCGUAACAGCUGGCGGCGAAGCACAAGGCGCACCAGGCGGAGCGCAAGCCACACCAGGCGCGGGUAUAGGAGGCAACAGCACUGGAAGUGCUGGGGCCGGGACAGGGGCCCAGGCAGGAGCGGGAGCGGGAGGCAAUGGCACAUCUCCUGAUGUCACUCUGACUACUUCCGCUACCACCAUUAUCACGGUUGACGCGGCUGGUGUCCCAACGACUAUUGUAACAGCCGUUGGGGAGGCGCAGGGCACCGCUGGAGCUGGUGUUGGGAUAGGCGGCAACAAUGGCACUGGCCUAAUAUCGAACGCCACGAUAACGGCGGCACCCGGAGCCACCGGAGCAGCUGGCGGGGAACAAGAUGUAACGUCGUUCGUCACGGCCACGACUGUCGUUACAAUUCUUGGAUCAGACGGGGAGCCAGAUGUCACGUCAACCAUGACGCUUGUCGCUACCAUCGUGAUCGACGGAGCAGGGUUGGACGGCAGCGGCGAACAAGAUGUGACGUCGGUAGUCACAGCCGUGACUGUCAUUACAAUUCCCGGAUCAGACGGUGAACCGGAUGUCACGUCAACCAUGACGCUUGUCUCUACUGUCGUAGUGAACGGGGCAGAAGCUACGCCCGACAACUGCGAAGGGGAAAUGGUGACGGUAACGGUCGCUAUCAAUGACAAAGGCAAACCCUUGUACACCAUGCCGCCCUCGAUGCCCUCGUCCAGCGGAGGAAGCAGCAGCGGAGACUGCGAUGUCUGUGACGAAGAAAAUGGCGGUUCUGAAGUCAUCACGGUCAUCGAGGCCACACCGACUUCCAGCAGCAGCGGCUGCGAUAUUUGUGACGAGGAAGACGACGGCUCUGAACACAUCACAAUCUACCAGCAGCCUCAGACGACGUCAUCUGCCUCGGGAGGUUGCGAUGUUUGUGAUGAGGAAAACGGAGGCUCUCAAGACGUCACGAUUUACGAACAGCCUCAAGCAACCUCAUCUGCCUCGGGAGGCUGCGAUAUCUGCGACGAAGAAGGCGGCAGCUCUGAAGUUGUCACAAUCUACCAACAGCCUCAAACUUCAAUGUCUGUCAGUAACGGCGGCGAGUGCAAUACCUGUGAAGGAAUUGGCACCGAGGUCGUCACAGUCGUCAUUGAACAGCUUCAGCCAGCGCCAUCCGCCACCAAAGGGUGCGAUGUUUGCGACGAGGAAGGAGGCGGCUCUGAAGUUGUUACAGUCAUUGAACAACCUCAGUCCACGCAGUCUGCCGAAGAAGUUUGCACUGUCUGCGAAGCCGAAGGUGGUGGUGGUGGCACUGAAGUCGUUACAGUCAUACAACAACCUGCGACCACGAAAGGUUCAUCGGGCGGCGGAGUUUACACUGUCUGGGCCGGCAGCGGCAGCGGCAGCAGCAGCAGUAGUGCCAGUGGCCAAAGCGGAUCCGGUUCCAGUUACGGAGGAUCUCAGUCUGGAGGCUCUGGCUCCGAGUGGUCGGGGUCCAGCUACGGAGGGUCUCAGUCUGGAGGAUCAAGCUCUGGAUCCGAAGGGUCCGGUUCCAACUAUGGAGGAUUUGGCUCUGGAUAUGGAUCGUCAAGCUCCAAAAAGACCUGGUCGCCUCAGGCCACACAAUCGGCCGGCACUGGAGAAAGCUGCAGCGGAGGAAUCUGCAGCGGCGGCAACAGUGGCAGCAACAGCAACUCAGGAUUCGUUACUGUCAUUGUCAAACCUACACCUAGCACCCCGACUACUACUAUCCAGGUUGGCGACAGUGGUUAUAACGGUGGCAGCGGCGGCGCAAGUGGAGGUGUCGGUGUUACCAUCAUUAGUAUCCCUCGACCCAGCACCUCGACUACUACUAUCCAAGUUGGCGACAGCGGUGGCAGCGAGGGCGCAAGUGGAGGCGUCGGCGUUACCGUCAUUAGUAGCCCCUCAGCUAACCCGAUUGAAAUUUUUACACCCCCAUCUCAGGGAUCUGGUGGUAAAACUACUACCCUGGGCGGAGGAGCCGAGAUCACUGUUGUGGGUGAGCCCGAACCCAGCGCCACUGGUGCUGAAGGCUCUGGUUUCUUUUCAAUCUCCAGUGCUUCUAGAGGUUCUUCAGACGGCGGGGCACAGUUGACGGUCGUAUAUCCCGUCACGCCCACAUCGGAUCCCGUGGCGAUUGGGACCCCGACAGAUACUGUGUCGAUCGGGAACGGCUCUCUGCCGUUUGGCAACGGGACAGGCAUCGCGCCUACAUCGUCGACGAGUUCCGUGUCACUGCCUGAGCCUUCUUCGACCGUCGAGCCUUCAGGCGAGCCCACAGGCAACCCCUCAGGCGGCCCCUCAGACGGGUCAGCAAAACCUACGGACCCGUCUACCGCCGGAGCAGGUGGCAGACCAGGCCAGAGAGUAGCCUCGACGCUCCUUCUAGGAAGCACCAUGUUUUGUCUCCUUGUCUUCUUGUAA